Colletotrichum godetiae is the source of this 1101-nucleotide messenger RNA. RefSeq lists its product as uncharacterized. The coding region runs from base 1 to 672 and encodes 223 amino acids. Gene Ontology annotation, biological process: regulation of transcription by RNA polymerase II. The record is from RefSeq and is a predicted model, not a curated record. The transcript has 2 exons. Lineage: Eukaryota; Fungi; Ascomycota; Sordariomycetes; Glomerellales; Glomerellaceae. Gene Ontology annotation, molecular function: DNA-binding transcription factor activity, RNA polymerase II-specific; RNA polymerase II cis-regulatory region sequence-specific DNA binding. Gene Ontology annotation, cellular component: nucleus.
AUGUCAAUCAACACGUCGCAAGCUUCGGCUCAAAGCGAGGUCAGCAGGACACAAAGGAAAGAAACGUACGCGGAUCUGAUUUACAAGGCCCUCCUCGGCCAAGGGGCACACCAGAUGACGUUGAAAGACCUCUAUCAGUGGUUCAUCGAUAACACCGAAAAGCCAAAGGAACGGCAAAGAGGCUGGAAGAAUAGCGUCCGCUCUAACCUCAGCCUGAACCAGGCAUUUCAACGACUUGAAGGCAAAACGUCUCGCUGGAGUCUCGCAACUUGUUCCGCAGAGGGCAUCCGACCAACGCACCAGUACCGAAACUGCCAGAGAAGUAGAGUCUUUACCAAACCCACCAAGAAAUACCGAAUGGUGCUGCUCCCUAGACCUCUGAUCCCAAGGACUCGGAAGGCCCGACGCAAGGUUCUCAGACGUCCCCCAAGCCAUGUCGGUCCCCAAUUUUCGGAUAGUCCCUGGCUCUACCCAUGCCACGAGCAUUCCGUGCCCCAGUACAUCCAAGACUUCAAGCUGCAGGGUUCUAUGGACACCAUUCAGGCUUCCUAUUCCAUGAUGUGGAAUGUAGCAUGGCCGUUUGGAAAUACCGAACCCGAGUCAGUGUGGGUGGAUUUGAAGACGCAUCUGCCUUGGUGCUGUAGGUUGCCUGAUACCCUUGGGUUGUGGUAGACUCGACUCCUCAAUGCAAGAAAGACCCUCAACUCUUUGCUGCCCUGCAUCGAAGACCAUUCUACCGCAUUCGCCCUCAGUUGUACGAAUUCCAUCGCUUGAUAAUACGGGCUGAUCAUACUCUUCCGCUUGCGGGCUAUAAUCAAGAACCCGUAUACGUUGAGCAGUAGGCAGUUUGCUGCUGACUUGAGUGCCUCAAGGCAAAGGUAGAGCCCUGUACUAUGAAAGUUCCUAAUCUUCUGAGUGGAAUUAUCCUGUCUUGCCAGCCAGAGAGACAACGUUCAGCUUCUGGGAGACCGGCAAACGAUGUCACUUAUGGACACCAUGGCUUUGGCUGAAAGGCCAAGCGAUAUGAUCAAGACGCGCGUGCUAUCUGGCGUCACUCACGGCUCAAUUGAGAUAUAUGGAGAGCUGCGGAAGCAAGAUUUU